UUGGAUCUGAUAAAGAUGUCUCUUGGGAGCGUUUGGGAAACAAUGCAGUCAGUAGCAUCCUUCUUCAUGGAAUUUGAAUGGUCAGAGAAUCAUAUGAACUUUGACAUGGACAUGUCGGAUGAGAUCCUGAUCACCGACAUCAUCGACCAGCUCAACCACCGGGUGGCAUUCAUCACAGGUGGUAAGACUCAGGAGGGGUAUCCCAUCAUCAACAUGCCGGAGUGUCCCAAGUUUAACCUGGUCCGAGAUGAAGACUUUGUCAGACUCAUGACCUACCUCGUCAGGAUACCAAGUCGUCUGGAAUUUGACAGGGGGUUCGUCAUAAUCAUCGAUCGAUCUACAAACUCAUGGGGAGACGUCAAAACGACCUUGAUUAGAAUAGCGGAUUAUUAUCAGGGCUACUUCCCCGGUAUCAUCCAAGGCGUGUACGUCAUCAAACCCAGAGGCUUCCUCCAGAAGACCUUCUCAGAGAUGCGCUUCAAAGGACUCAAGGAUGAAUUCAAAUUCAAGAUUGACCUUGUGGACAGCACCACCGAACUCCAUGCUCGGAUAGACCCCACGCAGCUUACCAACGAAUUCGGUGGUACUUUGAACUUUGACCUCAAAGGGUGGAUAGAAGACAGGAUGGCCAUCGAGCGGUUCGCCAGCAACUGUCGGGAGCGGUCGACGACGGUGCGCGCCCUGACGGAGGAGCUGCAGCUGAUGGAGAUGCCCAAUAAUGCGGAGAACGCCACCAUGCUGCUGAUCGAACAGCGGAAGCGUCGUAUGGAGGUCAAGGAGGACCUGACGUCCGCGGUCAAGUACGGUCAGACGCUGCUCAGCUGUCUACGAAAGGUCACCGGCGAUGGGAAGGAGAAGAACCCCGAUAAACUACUCACAACAUGUGCAAUAGAAAAACUAUUAGAAGAACUGGAAGUCUUGGAGAAGGAGUUUGACGACACCUGGUGCGACCAAGAAUCCAGGUUAAUAUUCUGCCUCAAAGUCCGGAAGUACGAAGAGGAAUUCAAAGUGGUAUUAUUACUGUUAGAAAACAUCUCAGAGAAGAUCAACCCAGAAAGCAGCAUAGGCAAUGCUGUGGAAGAAUGCAACACAUUUUUGGAAAGACAUGCCGAAUUAGAAGCAGAGAGCAAGGAGGCCUUAGACCGAUCAGACAAGCUGACCCAGACGGGCGAGGACCUGAUGAAGAACAACAAGUACCCCAUGGAGGUGGCCAUCGUGGAGCCCAAGUGCACCGAGCUGGUCAGCAGGACCUCCGACCUGCAGGACAGCCUCGCCAACCGACGCACCAUGCUGGAGAGGUCUCUGGAACUGCACCAGAGGAUACAAAAGGCUGAUGAUUGGUGUAGCGAUGGCAUGAAGCUUCUGGCCUCGCAGGAAAUGGAUCAGUCCCAGUCCAAAGAGGGAGCCGAGAAGUACCUGCGCCAGAUCGACGAGGAGCUACGAAGGUUUCGGGAACUCAAGCUCAGCGACCCGCGAGAGUUCCGUCAGAUGUUUGCGGAUAUACUCAGCGUCGAGGGGAAGUUUGAGCGGCAAAAGAAUCUGGUAAGAGAAGCUGUGACAAAGAUGGAAGAUGUCAGGUCGCUUUUCCAGAAGCGCCGGGAAGGCCUGAAGAACAUCAUCGCCAAGUUUGAGAGGCCGAUCGUCAAGAUGGCCCCCGUGGCCCCCCUCCAGCACUCGCCCCACUCCUCCACCUCGACCACGCCCCACAGCUCGCCCUCCGGAGGCAGGCUGGGUGUCCCCCACAACGGCACCUCCGCCCCGGUCUCGCCCAGGCAGAAGCAUAAAAAGGGCAAAGGGCAACGGUUGGACCGUAAGAUCGAGAUCAUCCGCGACGACUCUCAGCCCAUGAGUUUCAGCAGCGACGGGGAAUUCCAGGAUGAAGUGGAUUGCAACUCUCUCAGUUAUAAGCGCAGAAUCCUCAUGAAAAUGGGUGUGUGUCCCAAGUCCUACGCUCACCAAGACAACGGGUUCCAUCACUUCGUAAUGGAGAAGAACCACUCCAACUCCUUUAGAUCCCUUGCUCAGUAUAAGCUGAGGCAUGUGAUCAAGGAGUUGAUAGAGACAGAGAAGAUCUACGUGAAGGAGUUAGAGGCGGUUUUAAACGGCUACAUCAAGCAGAUGGAUAGCCCCGCCUUUGCGGGACAGAUCCCUCCCUCGCUGCAGGGCCACACAGACGUACUAUUUGCCAACUGGGAGCAGCUCUACAACUUCCACAAAAAUAAAUUCUUGGUAGAACUGGAGAAUUACAGAAACACACCCACCCUUGUCGGCAAGUGCUUUGUAGAUAUGAAAGAUGAGCUGGAUCAGCUGUACAGUGUUUAUUGCCAAAACAAACCCAGGUCUGAGUUAUUAAGGAGAGAAUGUGGCUCAAACAACACAUUUUUCCAAGAAUGCCAAAAGCAAUUAGGUCACAAACUACCCCUGAGUGCGUACCUCCUGAAACCCGUUCAGAGGAUAACAAAGUAUCAACUCCUACUGAAGGAGAUGAUGAGAUACUCUCCGAUGGAGAAAGGAGCGGACGAUCUUCAGGCUGCUCUUGACUGCAUGCUAACAGUACUCAAAUAUGUCAAUGACUCCAUGCAUCAAGUAGCCAUUACUGGUUAUGAGGGAACCCUUUCUGAUCUUGGCAAGCUGCUCAUGCAAGGACCCCUCCACAUGUGGACGGAACACAAGAGUCGUCACAAUCUCAAAGACAUCCGACAGAAGCGCAUGCAACGUCACAUCUUCCUCUACGAGAAGGCGGUGCUCUUCUGCAAGCGGAGGGGAGACAUCAGCGACAAAACAUUCUACGGCUACAAAAACAGUAUUCCCACACCGUCCUUAGGUUUGACAGAGCAUGUGAAAGGAGACAAGAAGAAGUUUGAGUUAUGGCUCGGUGGCCGAGUGGAGGUCUUCAUCUUACAGGCACCAACAGAAUCUGACAAGAUAGCAUGGACUAAGGCAAUCAGACAAGCCCUUCUAACCAACAAGGAGCAGACAGGGAGAAAAAUCUCAGCUACACAGAAGCCAAUCAUUGAGAAUCACGUAGAAGCAUUGCACGCCAACACCAAUGCUGGUAACAACAACGGUCUCUCGCUCCCUUCACCGACCAGCGACUCGUCGUCAGCGGGUAGCGCAAAUCCCUCGCUUACAAGUGAACCCUCGUUAGAGAACGAUGAGGAAUACGACGACUGGGGCAGCGCAGAGUUCACCGAUUCGGAAGAUGAGAUUUUAGAUCGGGAUUGCCUGUCUGAACCCGUCGACAUGAACCAGUACGUGGUGCUUGCCGAGUACAACGUGGUCGAGCCCGGGGAGCUGUCCGUGCGGGAGGGGGAGAUCGUAGACGUGCAGAAGGUCGGUAAAUCAGGGUGGUGGCUGGUGCGCAAGCACUCGAACGCCGACCAGGGCUGGGUGCCGGCCAGCUACCUGGAAAUGCUUGCUAGUCGCAUCUCACGUUCAAACCACUCCCUAAGCAGUCAAGAGAGUCCGGAUGAACGGUAAACACAGAAGAGUGAACGGGAAGAGAUGAGACACCGUGACCCCUUGACCUACCUUGACCUACCUAUCUUCGUUGCGUGCUGGUCACACAGUCAGACACUCUUAACCCUCAGACCACUGAAUGCUCAAGUUCCCAUAGGCUUGACACAGGGACACACCCGGUUUCCAGGAGUCAAGGGUUAAGUGCCCUCCAGCAGUCAAGCAUACAUAACUAAAAACUUCCCAUGUCAUACAACAUUCCCGCUUCCAUGCUCAAAGCGUAUGGAAGACAAAACUGUAGCUAUUUUCUGAUUUAGAUGUUGCGGAUAUGUGGAGAGAUUUCCA
Strongylocentrotus purpuratus (purple sea urchin) is the source of this 3801-nucleotide messenger RNA. Its product is annotated as guanine nucleotide exchange factor DBS. Gene Ontology annotation, biological process: intracellular signal transduction. The coding region runs from base 16 to 3480 and encodes 1154 amino acids. The record is from RefSeq and is a predicted model, not a curated record. The transcript has 27 exons. Gene Ontology annotation, molecular function: protein binding; guanyl-nucleotide exchange factor activity. Gene Ontology annotation, cellular component: cytoplasm. Lineage: Eukaryota; Metazoa; Echinodermata; Echinoidea; Camarodonta; Strongylocentrotidae.